Pipistrellus nathusii (Nathusius's pipistrelle) is the source of this 2394-nucleotide messenger RNA. The record is from the annotation of a GenBank genome assembly. NCBI's taxonomy places the organism in Eukaryota, Metazoa, Chordata, Mammalia, Chiroptera, Vespertilionidae.
AUGAACAGCAAAGACUUUGUAGUUCUUCCAUGGGGAAAACCUGGACAUUCUGUGAAGCUAAAAUAUAAAAAUGCCCGAGAACUGAAGAUAGAGAAAGUACAGUUAGAGUUGGAGAACCAAGAGGUGGAAAAGAAGCUGCAAGAGUUCCAAUCAACAAGGAGCAAAGACAAAGAAGAAAGAGAGUCAAGUGACUAUCACUGGAAAUCUGGAAAAGUGGGAAAAUUGGGUAAUCCGUCACAUAUACUGUCACAAAAUAAAGGAAAUGUUAUUAAGCCUUUCCCUGGAAAAGUAAGAUUAAAAUUACUGAAAGAGAAGCUUCAAGAGCCAGUGAAACAAGGUUUUCAUUAUCAGAUGGCAAAUUUUUCUGAAAGAGAAAAGCCCAAGAUGAGAGGGAAAGUGUGUGGGCAGUGUGAGAACAAAACCGCUCUGCUUGUAUGUCUUGAAUGUGGAGAAGAUUACUGUUCAGGAUGCUUUGCUAAAAUUCACCAGAAGGGGGCACUAAAGUUCCACAGAACAACUCUUUUGCAGACAAAAACUCAAAUAUUAUCCAAUGUAUUGGAUGUUGCCCAUCGGUUUAUCAAGGAAGUGAAUCCAGAUAAACUCAAAGGGGAGAAUCGCUCUCCAAAAGAGAUUAGUAAACGUCAGCAUCGACCCAAACCUCCUCCACUGCAGGGGAGCAGCUGCCAGGUGGAAGUUUCAACAACAGCCAAAGAAGAGAGUACAAACCCGAGAGACAGGCUCUUGGGUGAAGGGUCAUUUGAUGAGGAAGCUUCUGCCCAGUCCUUCCAGGAAGUUUUAAAUGAAUGGAGAACUGGACGUCAUAGUGGCAAAGGCGAGCAGAACGUCCCUGCCGCAAAGCCAGAUUCAGUGGAAGAAUGUGAAGUACAAACCAAUCUGAAAAUUUGGAGAGAACCACUUCAUGUUGAAUUUAAAGAAGACAGUAUAUCCUAUAUGGACAAAUUAUGGCUUAAAAAACACAGAAGAAUUCCACAGGAGCAACUUCAAAAUAAACCACCAGAUAAACUCAUACCUCAGUGUACAAUCACGAGUGAGGCACCAUGUCCUCAGAAUGAAAGUGAUAAAGAUGAUGAUGUUGAGGAGACCAAAGUACAAUGCCCAGCUCUUUUUCUGCCAGUGGAAGAGUUAAGAACAGAGAGACCUGAAUCAUCUGUAAGAAUAGUUGAACUGGAUGAUACUUACAAAGAAGAAUUUGAAGAACAAGGAAAGAUUGUGCCUUACAAAGUCGAAUUAGCUGAUGCAGUUAGUCAAAGUUGCACAUUUUAUGAUUAUCAGAAUACUUUUCUGUAUAAAAAUUAUAUCCAUCAGCAUCAUGUUUUCACCAAGGAGAAAACAGACCUCUUACAUCUUCAUCCAAGCAACAGCCCUUCUUAUUGUGAAGAUAACUCAAAAGGAACUUCAAAUAAAAAAGUUGGCAGCAAUGUGGAUCCCGAUGUUUAUUCUCCUGCUGUUGAAAACUUGGGGGAAGGCAGUUUUUCUGAAAGUCAUUUCAAAGAGAAAAGUAUAAUCGAUAUGGAAUGUAAUCAAACUCUGGAUAAUUCCUGCAUAUCAUCUGAAAACAAGGAUUCUUUUCCAAAGGUAGAUUUAGAAACACCUUCCAUUAAGGAGAAAUUAUCUCAAGACAGCAAAGAAUCCUUGGAAUGUAGCAAUUUUCUGGAGAAGCCAAACUUUGAAGAUUCAAAAACUACAGAGUCACCACUGUCAUUACAGGAAAUAGCCCUCAGAAAUAAGCCUAUUACUGAAAAAUAUCAAGGACUUGAAAGAUUCUUUGUUUCUGAUAGAAACGAAAGACUCAACUCGCUGCCUUCUCAUAAUUUAGAACACAGAUCUUCUGGUACUAAGAUAACAAUUACAGGCAAGACAUCACAGAGACCUUCAACAGUAAAUUUACCACUUUCCACCUCUGUUAAAAGAAGUUCCAAUCGUAAUUACUCCAAUCCUCCACCAAGAAGUGCCCCGGCUCAAUUAUUAUCUAGAGCUGCCUCUGAAAUUUCAGAAAUUGAACACAUUGAUAUUACUGACCACAAUGAGCCUUCUUCAGACAACACUGCUGAUCAACAAACCUUUGACAGUCUGGAAAAGGAAUUGAAUAUGCUGAGAAGUCUUGCAGAUCUUUCAGACAAACAUUGCAGCCAAACCUCGGAAGAGUCACCUGCCUUCAGCAAUGAUCCGCUGAACUUAAGUCAGGCUACCCUAGAUUCCUUUCAGACCUCACUUCCCAGAGGCCUCUGUGGAAUUAAGGACCUGAGCUUUUCUGAAAAUGAUACUGAAAUUCAGUCUUUCCUGACACUUUCUGAAAGCAGCAUGGACGAGGAGGAAAAGGACUUCCUUGACAAGGAAUAUGUCAUCAUACUACCAUGGCAGAAGAAUACCUAA